Messenger RNA from Lactuca sativa (garden lettuce), 2009 nucleotides. RefSeq lists its product as uncharacterized. Lineage: Eukaryota; Viridiplantae; Streptophyta; Magnoliopsida; Asterales; Asteraceae. The record is from RefSeq and is a predicted model, not a curated record.
AUAUAAUUCCCGUUUGCAACUGCCGACGGCAACAACGAGGAUGCUGCCUAUCAAAUCAGAGCCUAUUGAAAAUCCGCCGGAGAUUGGCAUCAAUUGCCUGCCGGAUAUCAAAUCAGAGAUCCCCGAUUACCCACCGGAUGUUAAAUUAGAGAGCAUCGAAUACACGCACGAAAUCCCUCCGACCAAGCGUCUCAAAACCCUAAGCUCAGCUUCGCCAUCACCAUCACCAUCUUCAAAGGGCAAAUCCAAAGCUGUAAAAGAAGAAGACGAUGAUUCGUUGUGGGAUCAGCAAUUGGAUACUUGCGGUGUAUGUUUGUUGGAGGAGGGGAUGUCGCGUCGAGGUUUUAUCGACAGUUGCGACCAUUAUUUUUGCUUUGUAUGCAUCAUGGAGUGGGCUAAAGUCGAGUCUCGUUGCCCAAUUUGUAAACGUAGGUUCUCUACUAUUCGUCGCCCUCAAGAUGGAGUCUUUCUAUCUGAAAGAAUCGUCAAUGUUCCUGUUCGUGAUCAGGUUUACUAUCACAAUGGCAAUGCAACAUUAACACCCUCUGAUCCAUAUUCACAAGUCAAAUGCAGCAUUUGCAGCCUUUCAUCAGAUGAUCAUCUUCUUCUCCUCUGUGAUCUUUGUGAUUCAGCUUCUCAUUCAUACUGUGUAGGCCUUGGUGUCACUGUUCCAGAAGGUGAUUGGUUUUGUCAAGAUUGCAACUUUUCCAAAAAUGAACAUUCAAAAGUUGAAACGGACCCCACUUUUGAAAAUGACACAACUUACCCUUCAACCUCUUCUUCUAAUCCACUUCAUUUCACUCAAUCCAAAGUCUCAAUCAAUGACAUUGUAAGAGAAUCCAAUUCAUCAUCAUCUUCAAUGGCUAUGGCUGACUCUUUUGGUCAACAUAAAUCGGCCCCACAUGUUGACCGAAUUUCAAAUUCUUCAAAUGUUUCAAAUGCUAGAACUUUGAAGCGAUGUGUUAAUGUUCAUGCGCGUAUAAAAGUGUUGCGUGAAAAUUGGGAUGGAUUUAGAGGAGGGGCUUUGAAUUUUUCUUCAAGUUUUUCGAAUGGGAAUAAAGAAAGUCAACAGGAGUCAACUUCUAAUGUUGAUGCUGAUAAAGCUUGGAAGAUGAUGGAUAUGGCUGCUAAAGCUUUAGGAAAGAAAAACCAUGUUGGGAAAAAGGACUCAAAAGUUCAUUUAAAGAAAGAAAGAUUGUUAAAUGAUGCAUGUAAAGUGAAGCUAAAUAUCAACUAUUUAGGGAGCUUUAAGAAGCAUGAUGAUAAUGGUGGUGCUUCUAGAAACCAAGACAAUGUUGAACGUGUGGUUCCAUGUUCUAGAAAGAUUGUUGCAAAGAAUUGGGGGUAUAAUGGUCAAAAUGUGACACGAAAAGAUUGUGGUGGGGUUACUUCAAAGUCAAAUGUUGUUGGUUGUAGUGAUCGGUUGUUGAUAGGUGAAGGUAAAUUGUGUGGAAAAAAGGAGAUUUUUGAUAGUGGUUUUAAGGAGAAGGGGAGUGUAAAGAAAGAGACACAAAUUGAUAACAAUAUCAAGAAAGUUGAGGAUGCCAAGAGUGAGAUUCAAUCACUUGUUAAGCUCAAUUUAAAGCUUCUAAGCCGGAACAAGAAAUUAGAUGUUGAUGUGUUUAAAGAAGUUGCAAGGCAUGCGACACAUUCAAUCAUGGCGACAUGUGGCAUCGAGCAACCAAAAUCACGAUUCCGUUCGUUUGAAAAAUUGGUGUGCGAUCAUCAUGAAACACGCAAGAGGCCAACAUCUACUCUAAUGCCAACUUCUUGUAGAGAAUGCUUUUUCAUUUUUGUAAAAGAUGUGGUCAACACCAUUGCAUUUGAUACAAUUACCUCCUUUAAAAUUUGAUAAGCUUAGUUUAGAUCCAAUAGGUCAAUAAUCGCCUAACAGGUUGUAGUGUAUCUAAUGUAUAUACCAUAUUUGGGAGACUGUGGGCUAGCUCAGAGGUUGUUAGAAAAAAUAUAUUUUUUUUCUUUAUAUGAAAAUAAUGUUUUGUUAAUUCCAA